UUUGUUUUUCCUAUUCUCUAUGUGCUCCUUUCCCUGAUAAAGAAAAGGAAUCAGUGAGAAAGUGUGGAAGCAGCAGGAGAAGCAGGGACAGAGUGCCCAGUGGCCGGCUUCCCCCGGCUGUGCGCUUCUGUGCCUGGGGGCUCUGCUCUGGGCCCCAAUCCCAUCCUUUCUGUGUCUUUCUUCUUUCCUUUCUUGGAAAAUAAAAGCAUCAAAAAUGCUUAGCCUUUCUGAAGAACAAAUGGAAAUACCACUUACUUCUAUUCUUUUUACAAACAGUCCUAUCAGCCUUAGGAGAGCAUGGCAGCAUCAGCAAAGGCCAUCUGGAAAAGUGUUUGUCAGGUUCAACUCCAGCCAUGGUUUCCCAGUGGAGGUCGAGUCUGACACCAGCAUCUUCCAGCUCAAGGAGGUGGUUGCUAAGCGACAGGGGGUUCCAGCUGACCAGUUGCGUGUGAUUUUCGCCGGGAAGGAGCUUCGGAAUGACUUGACGGUGCAGAGCUGUGACCUGGACCAGCAGAGCAUCGUCCACAUGGUGCUGAGACCCUGGAGGGAAGACCAGGAAGGGGAGGCCCCUGGACAGGAUGGCCCACGAGACACCACGGUGGGCUCGGAGAGGGAGCCGGAGAGCUUGACGCGCGUGGACCUCAGCAGCUCUGUCCUGCCGUCCCGCUCGGGGGGUCUGGCCGUGAUCCUGAGCAGUGACGACACCGAGACCCUGCCAGCUCGAAGGCCAGCAGGUAGACGAACCUACAACAGCUUUUAUGUCUAUUGCAAAGGCCCCUGUCGGAGAGUGCAGCCGGGAAAACUCCGGGUACAGUGCAGCACCUGCCGACAGGCCACGCUCACCUUGGCCCAGCCUUCAACCCAGACUUCGUGGGAGCUGCUGGAGAUAGGAAGCAGACCUGGCCUCUGCUCUGUUGGACCUCCCGUUGUGGGUCCGUCUUGCUGGGAUGAUGUCUUAAUCCCAAACCGGAUGACCGGAAAAUGCCAGUCUGCUCACUGCUCUGGGACUACAGCUGAAUUUUUCUUUAAAUGUGGAGCACACCCGACCUCCGACAAGGACACGUCAGUCGCUUUGAACCUGAUCACAACAAACAGUCGAGACAUCACCUGCAUCACGUGUACCGACGUCAGGAGCCCUGUCCUGGUUUUCCAGUGCAACCACCGCCACGUGAUUUGCUUAGAUUGUUUCUACUUAUACUGUGUGACAAGACUGAAUGACCGCCAGUUCAUCCCUGACCCUCAGCUCGGCUACUCUCUUCCUUGUGUGGCUGGCUGCCCCAACUCCUUGAUUAAAGAGCUCCAUCACUUCAGGAUUCUUGGAGAAGAGCAGUACAACCGGUACCAGCAAUAUGGCGCUGAAGAAUGUGUGCUUCAGAUGGGGGGGGUGCUGUGCCCUAGCCCUGGCUGCGGAGCAGGGCUGCUUCCAGAGCCGGGCAUGAGGAAGGUCACUUGUGAAGGAGGCAGCAGUCUGGGCUGUGGGUUCGUCUUCUGCCGGGACUGUAAGGAGGCGUACCAUGAAGGUGAAUGCGGCACCCUCUUUGAAGCCUCAGGAGCAGUUCCUCAGGCUUACCGAGUUGACCAGAAGGCCGCGGAGCAAGCCCGGUGGGAAGAGGCCUCCAAAGAAACGAUCAAGAAAACCACCAAGCCCUGUCCUCGCUGCCAUGUGCCCGUUGAGAAAAAUGGAGGCUGCAUGCACAUGGCGUGUCCGCAGCCGCAGUGCGGGCUGCAGUGGUGCUGGGCCUGCGGCUGCGAGUGGAACCGCGCCUGCAUGGGGGACCACUGGUUCGACGUGUAGCCGCCGCCGCCGCGAGCGCCUCCUGCCGCCCAACCUGGGAACGUACCAAGGCUGCCGCCCUUCGGGGCUCUUCUGCACACUCCCCUCCUUCCCUUCCCCCCUCCCCCGCACGCACGCACGCGCACACACGCAGACACGCACAACCCCUCAAGUUCCUUCCAAAACCGCAGAAACAAAGUUACAGCAGAAGCUCCUGGGAUCCACGAGCAACAGCAGGAAGCGUUCUCGGGCCUCAGCAUGACACACCCCAGAGCCCAGAGCAAAGUGCAUCCCGCCUUCAGCAGGGAUUGUCAUUCUCCUGGGAAUUCAAGUUGGGCUGGAUUUAAGCCGCAGAGACAGAGAUUUCUCAGGUUUAAUUUCCUGCAUUGUACGUUCUGCAAAGAUCGGGGAGAAGCCACUGGUGAGGAAAUAGUGCGGAGGAACGGUCCUCAGUGGUUCUCUGUAAGACGGUGGGUCUGUUGGGAGAACUACAUUCUCGGCUUCCAGAGCAAUGCUCCUAUUUAAAUUUUCAGAGAGCAUCUAUCCCCCAAAGAACCACAGGCAGUAGUCAAAAGUCGGUGUUUAUCCCUAAGAAUUCUACCUUUAUAUAUUGCACUGAUGGGAUGUCAACUAUGCAUAAAUCAGCUUGUCAACUAGGGAGAAAUUAUGGAAGUUAACUUGAAUGUUGACAUUAGGGGAAAGAGAUCAAAACUGCAUGUACUUUUCAUUCCAUUUAAUUAUUUGAGAACCUGGAAAGAGAUUGUUUUUCUGAGCAUACUACGAAGUCUGUAAUUUGACUUUAAACAUUCAUUUUGCAGCUUGGGGAAUAAGCUAGUACAUUUGGCUUCACUGUAAAUUUAAUGGGUAGGGUACCUUUAGAGGAAACAUUUUUAGAAGUGGUUUUGUAAUGAUUCUCAAUGUUAACCAAAGCUCAGGGUGUUGAGGCAGAAAUCUUUAAAGAAGGAGCAUUUCCAGGGCUCACAGAAUGGAACCGGGACUGAUUUGGUACCAGAAAGGUUGCUGCACGUGCUGGGUCCCUGAAUGGGUUACUCCAAGGAGAGUUUUCCUCUAGGACAGUGGAGUCAUCCAAAAGAGUUCCUCAUGUUAACAUGGAUCAAAGUGGAGUGUUGAUCAAGUUUUCCUGUUUUGGGUUUUUUUUUUUUUUUUUUUGAGGCGUUCACGACACAUCAAAAAGAGAUGUUUAUGCAAAAUGCUGCAGACUUCAUUUUCUACAGCACAGUAAACAGAUGGAAAACUACAACCACUGUCUUUGGUUCUCAUCAUCUGUCUUCUCAGGGCUUCUCUCUGUAGACAUAGCACCAGAAAUCCUUGCUGCAGGAGAGAAGGAAUGACCUCAGAACAUUUACCAAGGACCUCUGUCCCUCUGUCCCUAACCAUCCUCCCAGGGACAGUCCUGCCUGAUCUGCCUUUUCCCUCAGAGGCUGGUCCAGGGACAAGAUGGGGUGUGGCACACACGGGGGUUUUAAUCAGCCUUGUUUGGCUUCGCUCUGUCCGAAAAUCCAACCUCCCCAGUGUGACCCCAAAGCUGCCAGACUCAUGUCACAAAGCCUUAAAGAUCAUAACGAGGGAACAAAGAGCCAAUAUCUG
Molecule: messenger RNA, 3382 nt
Organism: Mustela erminea (ermine)
Lineage: Eukaryota; Metazoa; Chordata; Mammalia; Carnivora; Mustelidae
Gene: PRKN
Product: parkin RBR E3 ubiquitin protein ligase
Exons: 13
Coding region: 215-1795 (526 amino acids)
Biological process (GO): negative regulation of protein phosphorylation; protein polyubiquitination; regulation of mitochondrion organization
Cellular component (GO): cytoplasm; Golgi apparatus; mitochondrion
Molecular function (GO): zinc ion binding; ubiquitin conjugating enzyme binding; ubiquitin protein ligase activity
Source: RefSeq, a predicted model, not a curated record